UUGUCACCUCUCUUACUUUUUCAUCCUUGAUGAAGUUUCCGCCAUUAUUAUGCUUCUUUCGUCUUUAAGCAAUUGUCAAAACCAACCCUUUAUUACAAACAUCCUUCUCACUUGGGCUUCUUCUUCUUCCUCAGAAAACCCAGAAAAUGAGAAUCUUUCGCAAACCCACACUCUCUCUUUCUUUCUUCUUCUUCGUCUUCUUCCUCCUCUACGAAUCUUCCAUGGCUGCAGAUACAAUCAGAAGAGACGAAUUUCUUAGAGACGGCCUCAAUCACAAACCUUUAGUCUCUCCACGAAAGACAUUCGAGCUCGGAUUCUUCAGUCCCGGAUCAUCGACGCGUCGUUACCUAGGGAUUUGGUACGGAAACAUCGAAGAUAAAGCUGUGGUAUGGGUAGCAAACAGAGAAAACCCGAUUUUAGACACAUCUGGUGUUCUCAGGAUCAGCAACGACGGGAAUCUCGUGUUGUUAAACGGACAAAACAUCACUGUUUGGUCUUCAAACAUCGAAUCGAGCAGUAACAACAACAACAGAAUCGGAGCUAUUCGCGAUACAGGCAACUUCGAAUUGAUUGAAGUUAGCUCAGAGAGAGCUAUCUGGGAGAGUUUCGAUCACCCAACGGACACUUUCUUGCCUCAGAUGAGAGUUCGUGUGAAUCCCCAAACCGGAGAUAACCUCGCUUUCGUCUCGUGGAGAUCUGAGACCGAUCCUUCUCCUGGUAAUUACACAUUAGGGAUCGAUCCUUCAGGAGCACCAGAGAUUGUGCUUUGGGGAAGAAACAAGACGAGGAAAUGGAGAAGCGGGCAGUGGAACUCCGCGAUUUUCACCGGGAUUCCGAAUAUGUCUCUCUUGACGAACUAUCUUUACGGGUUUAAGCUUUCUUCUCCUCCAGAUGAAACAGGUAGCGUGUAUUUCACGUAUGUUCCUUCGGAUCCAUCGGUGUUGCUUAGGUUCAAGGUUCUUCAUAAUGGCACUGAAGAGGAAUUGAGAUGGAACGAGACUUUGAAGAGAUGGACUAAGUUUCAGUCUGAGCCAGAUACUGAGUGUGAUAAGUACAAUCGCUGUGGGAAAUUCGGAAUCUGUGAUAUGAAAGGCUCUAAUGGAAUCUGUAGCUGUGUUAAAGGUUAUGAGCCGGUUUCUGUAGGGGAUUGGAGUAGAGGUUGUAGAAGAAGAACUCCUUUGAAGUGUGAGAGGAACACUAGUGCUGGAGAGGAUGAGUUCUUGACUCUGAAAUCUGUGAAGCUGCCUGAUUUCGAAACUCCUGAGCAUUCUCUUGUUGAUCCUGAGGAUUGCAAAGAUAGAUGUUUGAGGAAUUGUUCUUGCGCUGCUUUUACUGUUGUUAAUGGUAUUGGAUGCAUGAUUUGGAACCAAGAUUUGGUCGAUUUGCAGCAGUUUGAAGCUGGUGGAUCCUCGCUUCAUGUUCGUCUUGCUGAUUCUGAAAUAGGGGAGAGCAAGAAAUCCAAGAUUGUGGUGAUUGUCGCGGUACUUGUUGGUGUGAUUUUGUUAGGACUCUUUGUUCUGCUUCUAUGGAGAUUCAAGAGGAAGAAAGAUGUUUCAGGAGCAUAUUGUGGUAAGAACACCGAUACAUCGGUCGUUGUUGUUGAUAUGACUAAGACCAAAGAAACCACUACGGCGUUUACAGGAUCAGCGUGGUAUCUGUAUACACAUGGGAGAUCAGAGGAGCUUGUUGAUCCGAAGAUAAGGGUCACGUGCAAUAAGCGUGAGGCCUUGAGAUGCAUACACGUGGCAAUGCUGUGUGUACAAGAUUCGGCUGCGGAGAGACCGAACAUGGCUGCAGUUUUGCUGAUGUUAGAGAGUGACACAUCAACGCUAGCUGUGCCAAGACAGCCAACGUUUACUUCCAACAGAAGAAACUCCAUUGAUGUUAACUUUGCUCUUGAUUCGAGCCAACAAUACAUUGUUUCUUCUAAUGAGAUCACUUCCACUGUUGUUCUUGGACGAUAAUUACAGAUUGUUUUGUUUUUUCGGCUGUAAAGUUUCUGAUUAUUCUUGUGAAAACGUAUAGUCUUUUUUGGGGUUGAUUAGGGUAAUGGAAUACUGAUUGUGGAAAUUAUGUUAAUAAAGUGAAAUCUAUAUAGUACUAGAGACUGGAUAUGUUAAUUCAAGAUGAGAUGAAGC
Thlaspi arvense is the source of this 2138-nucleotide messenger RNA. The record is from the annotation of a GenBank genome assembly. Lineage: Eukaryota; Viridiplantae; Streptophyta; Magnoliopsida; Brassicales; Brassicaceae.